This is a messenger RNA of Eutrema salsugineum, 1377 nucleotides long. RefSeq names its product GDSL esterase/lipase At3g09930. The transcript has 5 exons. Lineage: Eukaryota; Viridiplantae; Streptophyta; Magnoliopsida; Brassicales; Brassicaceae. Bases 80 to 1138 code for a protein of 352 amino acids. The record is from RefSeq and is a predicted model, not a curated record. Gene Ontology annotation, molecular function: hydrolase activity, acting on ester bonds.
AAAACACACACACACACAUGCACACACACAAACAGAGAGUCUUUUGGUCUGAAUCUGAUACCUUAAUACACAAAAAAUAAUGGAGUCUCUAAAACUAUUCAUCUCUCUCUUUCUCUUCUCAUUCUCAUAUUUCUUCUUAGGUGCCGAAUCGGAUCAUCUUCAGCAUAAUAAGCGUUUGAGACCGAAUAGGUUGUUCGUGUUCGGGGAUUCCUAUACAGACACCGGAAACAUAAGGAAAUCUCUCUCCGAUUCCUGGAAAAUUCCUUACGGCGUCAGUUUUCCCGGAAAACCCUCCGGUCGUUUCUCCGAUGGCCGCGUCGCCACCGAUUUUCUAGCAAGGUACUUGGGGAUAAAAUCACCGAUACCGUACACGUGGAAGAAUUACGCGGGAAAGGAACGGCUGUUGUAUGGUAUGAAUUAUGCGUACGGAGGGACAGGAGUGUUUAAGACUUUCAAUAAUCCAUUGCCAAACAUGACUACUCAGAUUGAUUAUUUCCAAAAAGUCCUCGCUGUCGGAAACAUCUACUCUCCCUCCGACCUCCCCUCCUCCCUUGCUCUCGUCAGCGUCGCCGGCAACGACUACGCCACUUUCAUGCAACAAAAACGCCCCAUGACCGAGUUCUUGGGAUUCAUCAAGCAAGUGGUUGAUCAAACAGAGGUAAACUUGAGACGCAUCCACAAGUUGGGAGUGAAGAAGAUAGCAAUAGCUUCACUGCAGCCACUCGGAUGCCUCCCUAGCAGCACCGCCUUUACUUCAUUCCAACGUUGCAACGCAUCAGAUAACGCGUUGGUGAAACUUCACAAUACUUUGUUGCACCAAGCCGUGGCUAAGCUUAACAAUGAGACCAAGCCAUCCACUUUCGUCAUUCUUGAUCUCUACAAUGCCUUUUUAACUGUCCUCACGAAUAAAAGAGCGGAACCAGGGGUUACGAGGUUUGUGGACCCUUUGAAACCGUGUUGUGUCGGGGUUACAAGCAAUUACACGUGCUCAAACGUGGACAAGAAUGGCGUGAGGAAGUAUACAAUUUGUCAAGAUCCAAAGACUUCCUUCUUUUGGGACGUCUUUCAUCCGACCGAAGAAGGAUGGAGAUCCGUAUACUCGCUUUUACGCGAAAAUCUCAGAGACGUUUUGAUUUAAGAGUGAGACUUAGUGUUCGUCUUAUUGGUGUUUUCUAACACUUCAGUCAGUUGUGUUAGUAACAUUUGUCUCUGUUUGUGUUUGUAUUACAGAGAGUUUUGAGUCAAGCUCAAAGGUUCAAGUCUCAACAUGAGUUGGUCCAUGUUAUAAGGACCGUCAAUUCAUAAAAGCAAUAUUACAUCGCGAGUAUUUAUAUUGCUACACCAACGGUUUAUGUAAUUCAUAUCACCAACGAUUAU